GGACAGAUCCAGUUGUGGCAGUUCCUGCUGGAGUUGUUGUCGGACUGCGGUAACUCGAGUUGCAUCACGUGGGAAGGCACGAAUGGCGAAUUCAAGAUGAUCGAUCCCGACGAGGUGGCCCGCAGGUGGGGCGAGAGGAAGUCUAAACCGAACAUGAACUACGACAAGAUGAGUCGGGCCCUGAGAUACUACUACGACAAGAACAUAAUGACGAAGGUCCACGGCAAGAGGUACGCUUACAAAUUCGACUUCGCAGGACUGGCACAGACGAUGCAGCCGGCCACAGUUGACCCCGUCAUCAACGCC
Molecule: messenger RNA, 306 nt
Organism: Helobdella robusta
Lineage: Eukaryota; Metazoa; Annelida; Clitellata; Rhynchobdellida; Glossiphoniidae
Exons: 2
Biological process (GO): regulation of transcription by RNA polymerase II; cell differentiation
Cellular component (GO): nucleus
Molecular function (GO): DNA-binding transcription factor activity, RNA polymerase II-specific; sequence-specific DNA binding
Source: RefSeq, a predicted model, not a curated record